Messenger RNA from Fimicolochytrium jonesii, 2405 nucleotides. Its product is annotated as Six-hairpin glycosidase-like protein. The transcript is spliced from 4 exons. Gene Ontology annotation, biological process: trehalose catabolic process. The record is from RefSeq and is a predicted model, not a curated record. NCBI's taxonomy places the organism in Eukaryota, Fungi, Chytridiomycota, Chytridiomycetes, Spizellomycetales, Powellomycetaceae. The coding region runs from base 65 to 2029 and encodes 654 amino acids. Gene Ontology annotation, molecular function: alpha,alpha-trehalase activity.
CCCCCCCCCCCCCCCCCCCUCAUAAACCCUCCUUCCCGUCCAAGGAAGUGAACCAACACCCAUCAUGCGCAACAUCUUCUCCAGCGCCUUAGUCCUCGGCGCGCUGCUCUUGACGCCGCCGCCAACUGUGAACGGACAACAGGCGUCUUGCGACUCGCCCAUCUACUGCCCGGGCCCGCUGUUGGAUCGGAUUCAGAGAGCUAAAUUGUUUAAUGAUUCCAAGACUUUCGUAGACAAACCAACGAAAAAACCCGUCUCGGCCGUCCUCGCCGCCUUCGCCGCGCUCCCGCCCACUGCCACCCGCGACGACCUCCUGCGCUUCGUCGACGACAAUUUCGGCCAAGAGGGCACCGACCUCGAGGCCAUCACGCCCCAGGACUGGAAGGCCGACCCUAAAUUCCUCACUGGCAUCUCCGCCCAGCCGUUGAGAGAAUGGGCCGGCGUGAUUCAUGGGUAUUGGAAGGAUUUGUCGAGGAGGGUGGGGAAUGCGACGAGUGCGUGUGAGGGGUGCGCGAAUAGUCUAUUGCCGCCUAAGAAGCCCUUUGUGGUGCCUGGUGGGAGGUUCCGGGAGAUCUAUUACUGGGACACGUACUUUGUCUUCUUGGGAUUGGCAUUGAGCGAGAUGAACCAGACCAUGAGCGACAUGAUCGACAACUUCUUGGACUACGUGGACAAGUACGGCUUCAUGCCAAACGGCGCCCGAAUCUACUACCUGAACCGCUCGCAACCCCCCGUCCUCACCCAAAUGGUCUCCCUCUACCUCCAAUCCACCAACAAUACCUCCUCCCUCUCCCGCUGGCUCCCCCUCCUCGACAAGGAAUACGACUUCUGGCACCGCAACCGCACCGUCACCGUCACCCGCAACAACUUCUCCGCCCAACUCAACCGGUACGAUGUCACCAACUCCCAGCCAAGGCCGGAGUCGUAUGCGGAGGACGCGGCGACGGUUGAAGGUGGGAAUUUUACGGCCGCGCAGGCGGCGGAACUGUAUGCGGAUAUUGCCACGGGAGCGGAGUCGGGGUGGGAUUUUAGCUCGAGGUGGGUGGACAACCCCGUGAAUGGAUCGACGCAGGACCAGAAUCUGAGGAGGCUGGUCACGACGGAGAUCAUCCCUGUCGACUUGAACGCUAUCCUCUACGCCAACGAAGUCACGCUGCGCGACCUGCACGCCAAGUACGGGGACGCGGCACAAUCGCUGAAGUACAAGCGUGCCGCGGAGGACAGGCAAUUGGCGAUGUGGAACAUCCUGUGGAACGACGACCUGGGCCAGUUCCGCGAUUGGGACAGACACGAUUCGUCGGUGGUUGAAUGGACCAGCGCGAGUUUCUGGCCGCAUUGGGCCGGGGUGGCCGAUACCGACCCCCGCGGGAAGAACGCUACAAGCAAAGGAGACACAUGCCAGCGUGUAGCGGGGGCGUUCAAGAUCCUCGAACAGGUCGAGUUACCUGGCGGUAUCCCCACCACGCAAGUCACGACGGGCUUGCAGUGGGAUUACCCCAACUCAUGGCCGCCACAGACGUACAUCGCUCUGAACGCACUCCAACGCACGCAAAAGAUGUGUCCCAACACGACUGUGCCGCUCGGAAUCUACAUCGACACCCUCUCCACCAAUUUCAUCCGUCAAUCCUUCUGCUCCUGGCGCGAGACCGGCGGCGCGCUGCCCUCGCUCCCCGCAAUCCAAUCCGGCGGUGCGUCUACUUCCGGCGGGAAGGACGACGGGCACAUGUUUGAAAAGUACAACGUGACGCAAGUCGGGGCCAGUGGGGGUGGGGGGGAGUAUACCGUGCAGACAGGGUUUGGGUGGACGAACGGGGUCGUGCUGUCGAUCUUGCAUAGUCAGGGGGCGCAGUUGGGUGUGCCUGGUUGUGAGGUUGCUGCGACGACGGGGGGUGGGAAUGGGACCUCGGGCGGCGGAGGUGGGAACAGUACUGCGGGGAAUUCGGCGAAUUCUGCGGGACAUGGGAUGAAGGCUGCUGCGCCUGUGUGGGCCGCUGCCGUCGUUUCUGUCGUGAUGUGGAUGGCGCUUUGAUGACGUUGUCCUACUUGUAAACCGUGUUUUUCACCCCGCCUUUUUCUUUUGCACAUUCGUCUUUUGAACCCCUUUUCCUUGGGUGGUACAGUAUAUCUCGUGGGAUCUGACACUUUGAGUCCUCGCUCGUCCUUUCCCUUCCCCAGUACUCCCGUUUCCUGUAGAUUAUUACUGUACAUUUGGCCAAAAGUUCCCCUUUCGAAAUCGUCUUGUUGAGAACGAGUUUCGUUGCCGUUGAUCAACGCGUCGAGGGGUGGGGUCAGCCCGUCGUGACGCGUUAGGUCAUCGGAUGCGCGUCACCCGCGGCUAAAUUUAGGAUGCAUGGGUGGAUCACGUUUCUCACCUUUUUUAAGCCAAUUUUUGGUCUCUUCUUCCA